CACGUCAUUCUCGGAAUUUCCGCUCCGAACUCCUAUGUUGAUUACUUUUUGUGUAUUUUGCGGCGUUAAUAAAAAUAUUCUAGUACAUUUCAAACCCGAUUGGAAGAAAGUGUCGACUGUUAGUCACAGUCCGCAUUUAUUUACCUUAAACCACCGUUAAAUGUGUGAAAAUGGCCUUGAAUCCUGAGACAAUUGAGGAAGACUCGUUUAUUAUCCUGGGUACUUCCCCGGGCACUAGUUUGGACAUAAAGUGUAAUGGCAACGGCGUGGUGAGCGAUGGGCCUCUGAACAAGUCACAGAUCGAGGAUGCCAUGAAGGACCUGUCUACUGAGGCCAGUAUGGCAUUUAAGGCCACAUUCAAGCUGGGUGAUUGUCCAUCACCAGCCUCCCUAAUGGUGGCCAGCACCAUAAUCUCCGAAGACAAAAGUACCGAAGAACUCCAGAAGCGCUUUGGAGAGAUUCUCGACGAGAAUGUCCUUCUCAAAGAAACUUUGAAGCAGAAUAAUGAGUCCAUGAAGGAGCAGUUCUGUCUGAUAGCGUCGUGUCAGGAGGACAUGAUGAAGACGCAUUCGCUCCAUAAGGAGAAGUUCGAUGAGACCAGGGAGCUGGUGGAGAAGCUGCGUCAAGAAAACAAGAAACUCAAGCAAGAGAUAGCCCAGCUAAAAGAGACCAAAGUCAACACUGAGACCGGAGAGGAAGACAAAGUGAAGUCGGGCCCUCCGUCCGCCGUGGAGUUCGUGACGUGCCCUGAUGAUGACACAAUUAAUAAGCUGACAGCGCAGUUGGAGUUGGUCGAGAAGCAACGUCGACAGGUGAUUGUCGACAACGAGAAACUGACCUGGCAAAAGGAGUCCUUGGAACACAUUGUGGACGCGACAUCCAAGGAACGAGAUGAUCUUAAAGAAAAACUUAAAGAUGUCGAGUUGCAACUUUCCGGCAAAGAUAGCGACUAUGCAGCAGAGAUGCACAUGUUAAAGUGCACCAUACAAGACCUCCAGGGCAGACUGCAGUCUUCCAGCAGCAUUACGAGUGAAUCUUCGGAGAUCCAAAGGCGCGACGCUUUGAUUCAGCGAUUGGAGACCAAGCUGUCAGCUCUGCAGAGCGACUACAAAGCUUCGCAGUUGAAGGUCCUCGAACUGAAGAACGUCAAGAUGGAAUUUUCGAAACACAAAUCCGGAAUAUCCGAGAUGGUAAAAAUAUACAAGGACCAAAUACAAGAUCUCCACAAUAGACUUAAGGAUGCCCAGAUUACGCUGUUCCAGCCAGUCCGUCUGUCCAUCAGUCCCGACUCAGAAAGCCCUAGCGAGUUCUCCGAGUAUAUUGCCAAUGUGAAGUUGUAUGACAGGGCACUGAAGCAUCUAGCACAGUUGCUCAACGGUUUGGUUCACGGCGCAUCGGACAGUCUAUUGCAGUCGAUAAGCGCGGUGGCGAGCCUGCAGCAGUGCGCGGCGAGCCUGCCGGAGGGCGCCGCGCCGCUGCUCGCCGGCCUGGACCUCGCGCGCCACCAGCUCGACAAGCAGUACAGCAACGUGCUCAACUACAUUGGCCAAGUACGAAGCACUAUAACCAUAUUUGAAGGCAUCUUUAAAGACUACAACGAAUUGCUGAAGAAGUCGCUGACAAUGCAAAAUAAACCUUCAGACGGUCCUAACGUAGAGGCGCUGACCACGGCUCUGCUCGCUAGAGGGCAGGAGGUGUCGGCUCUUACCCUAGAACUGAACAACCUGCGACAGCAGAAAGAGGAAGUCGAUGUACUGAAAGCACAGUUGGAUCUCUACAAGAGCGACUUUGAAGCGGAGCGCACGGCGCGCGAGAUGAUGGCCGUGGAGAAGGAGCACAUCCUCACCGACCUGCGCACCUGCCAGCGCCGCAACCAGGACCUCACGCAGAAGCUGCAACAGGUUGGUACUUCAGAUGAUGGCCGUGGAGAAGGAGCACAUCCUCACCGACCUGCGCACCUGCCAGCGCCGCAACCAGGACCUCACGCAGAAGCUGCAACAGGUUGGUACUUCAGAAUGAUGGCCGUGGAGAAGGAGCACAUCCUCACCGACCUGCGCACCUGCCAGCGCCGCAACCAGGACCUCACGCAGAAGCUGCAACAGAUGAUGGCCGUGGAGAAGGAGCACAUCCUCACCGACCUGCGCACCUGCCAGCGCCGCAACCAGGACCUCACGCAGAAGCUGCAACAGUGGCCGUGGAGAAGGAGCACAUCCUCACCGACCUGCGCACCUGCCAGCGCCGCAACCAGGACCUCACGCAGAAGCUGCAACAGGUUGGUACUUCAGAUGAUGGCCGUGGAGAAGGAGCACAUCCUCACCGACCUGCGCACCUGCCAGCGCCGCAACCAGGACCUCACGCAGAAGCUGCAACAGGUUGGUACUUCAGAUGAUGGCCGUGGAGAAGGAGCACAUCCUCACCGACCUGCGCACCUGCCAGCGCCGCAACCAGGACCUCACGCAGAAGCUGCAACAGGUUGGUACUUCAGAUGGUGGCCGUGGAGAAGGAGCACAUCCUCACCGACCUGCGCACCUGCCAGCGCCGCAACCAGGACCUCACGCAGAAGCUGCAACAGGUUGGUACUUCAGAUGAUGGCCGUGGAGAAGGAGCACAUCCUCACCGACCUGCGCACCUGCCAGCGCCGCAACCAGGACCUCACGCAGAAGCUGCAACAGCAGACCUCGAUCGGUGCCAACAGCAUGAGCCCGCAGAACCGACUUAAUGCCCGCCCCUCCGGAUCUCGCCCGACUACUAUAGUCCGCACUGCGAGCUCCAGUUCACCACCUUCGAUUUCUACGCAGGGCAACACUACCGGCAAUAUGGUCCGGAAAAAGAAGAAGCUAUCCAACGAGCCACCAACACCAAAAGAGCCCAAAGAAGUGACUCCGCCGCCCCUGCGUUUCGACUGUCCAGUCUGCGACGAGCCUUUCAAGACCCUCGUAUUAUUACAGCAACAUGUUGAACACUGCUUACUGUAGGGCUUACAGUCCGAGAUAAUUCUACACAGACAUGGAAAGCGAUAUAUUCAAGCCACCAACAAAGUCCAAUUCCCAUGAUUACUGGGUACUUCUAAUUGGGUACUUGACACAUGUUGAAUACUAUAACAAAAUUUAGUGAAAUGAAUAGAAAAUGAGCCAUCCAUUAUAAAAAUGUGGAAUAAAAAAAUAUAUAUUGAGAUUAUAAAAAAAUGCAAGGCUCAAAACUAAAAAUUUUUUUUUUUUGUCUUUCAAAAAUAGAAAAGAAAAUGGCACUAUUCGAUUCCUUACAUUUUAUUGAAAAAUAAAUUGUAUGACAACUAUACACAAACGCAAUAUUUCAGGGUUAAAAUGGCAAUUUCCUUGAUCUUCCAUACACUUAGGACAGACUUAUAAUAUGACAUCACAUUAUCAUUUUGUUAAGGGCGUUUCAAUCGUCGAGUGCGAGCGUCAGACUUUAACUCUCAUUUCUGACCUUUGUGUUGCUUAAAUGCCAUGAGUCCUAUAUAGACAUUUGAUCCUCAGGAAAAUCAAGAUCGAUUGACAUUAUUUACAAAAAACUGUCAAGUAGCCAAUUGCGGUCCUGGGAUGCACUCUGGCGGCAGAACAUUGUAUAUAUAAUACUCCCUAUUAAGAUUGACAACCCCCAUACCUCGCCGCGAAAAUCAUCAUUGUUGUAGAUGGCUAAAUGUUGAAUAUUUUUACGUUUUAGAUUUUGCAUUUGUUCCCAGUGGUAACUAAGGGUGAGAAUAACAUUCUCAGUUGUUACUACUGGUAACAACUUGCUGGUAACUCAUGGGAAUAACCCCGUUGAACCAAUUUUAUUGCCACAAAAAUAGAAUUGGCAAUUCAUACACUGGCAUUUUUAUUUUCAUUUAUAAAAUACAUUUAGAAUAAAUAUAGAAUUCAAAUAUUUAUUACAAAGUUUUUAUGUUUAUUAAUUAUUUUAUUAUAUUAGUUAAAUAAAUGAAUUUUAGUUGAA
Messenger RNA from Cydia pomonella (codling moth), 3954 nucleotides. It is a transcript of the gene key, whose product is annotated as nucleoprotein TPR. Gene Ontology annotation, biological process: regulation of canonical NF-kappaB signal transduction. Gene Ontology annotation, molecular function: K63-linked polyubiquitin modification-dependent protein binding. Lineage: Eukaryota; Metazoa; Arthropoda; Insecta; Lepidoptera; Tortricidae. The coding region runs from base 171 to 2975 and encodes 934 amino acids. The transcript has 18 exons. Gene Ontology annotation, cellular component: cytoplasm; nucleus. The record is from RefSeq and is a predicted model, not a curated record.